Messenger RNA from Labeo rohita (rohu), 907 nucleotides. It is a transcript of the gene tmem126a, whose product is annotated as transmembrane protein 126A. Bases 143 to 763 code for a protein of 206 amino acids. The record is from RefSeq and is a predicted model, not a curated record. NCBI's taxonomy places the organism in Eukaryota, Metazoa, Chordata, Actinopteri, Cypriniformes, Cyprinidae. The transcript is spliced from 5 exons. Gene Ontology annotation, cellular component: mitochondrion. Gene Ontology annotation, biological process: mitochondrial respiratory chain complex I assembly.
AUUGUUCCUGGAUCUCGGGGUGAGAGUUGACUGGAACAUGUGGUUAGACAUGGCUGCGCCCUGCUGCCAUUCAGGACCGUGACUGUUGAACAGGGGAUGGGAAUAGUUCAGCGCUUAUUUAACAUCUCUUUCGUGGAUCAACAUGGCAGACAACGAGAUGUUUGAGAAAGACACAGGCCAAGGCCAGACGGUAUCCAGGGCGAUGAUUAUUGAAAUGCUGAAUAAGAAGUUUGAAAGGCUCCCUGAAAUCGACAAAAAACUCUUUUCAUACGGCCCCAUAUAUUUGGCUGGCAACGCUGGGUUGGCUGGUUUGAUUGCCAACAGCUUUUACAGACGUGUGCUCAAUGUCACGCAAGGACGAUUUACUUCCAGUCUUCCCAUGGCUGUUCUUCCCUUUCUGACAACUGCAGCACUGUACACUGCGACCGUAACAAACCCCUUAAUGACAGGUGAUCUGAACUGCCCAACCUGUACUUUGAUAAGAGGGGCUUUGGUUGGUGUGGUUGGUGGUGGGAUAUAUCCCAUUUUGUUGGCCUUACCUGUAAAUGCUGGUCUUGCAGCCAGGUAUAACAGUGCACCAAUGCCAGAGAAAGGGAACAUGAUACGCUUCUGGACAAACCUCAGCAAACCCGUCGUACGGAAGAUGUAUGUUGUUCUACUGCUGCAGGGUUUGUUUGGAACCUACUUGAGCUCUAAACAGUUUGAUAUCUACCUAAAAAUGCUUAAAAUACCAGAUUCUGACAGCGAAGAGCUUAAUGGGUAGCAUUUAUUGUUUUUUGUAUUGAUAUUGUAAAUCUUUUUGUUAAAAGAAGUGAAGCAUGCUCAUCCAGUGACAUGAGCCAGCCUUUUCAGAUUUAUUCAUUGGUUUUGAUGUCUUUUCCCCCAUGAAUAAACAUAACUUAUAACA